This is a messenger RNA of Thlaspi arvense, 1257 nucleotides long. NCBI's taxonomy places the organism in Eukaryota, Viridiplantae, Streptophyta, Magnoliopsida, Brassicales, Brassicaceae. The record is from the annotation of a GenBank genome assembly.
AUGGCUGCCACUACCGAGAAUCUCCCCCAGCUCAAAUCCGCCGUCGAUGGCCUUACUGAGAUGAGUGAGAAUGAGAGGAGCGGAUUCAUCAACCUCGUUUCACGCUACCUGAGGUCUGUUAUCGAAGUUCGUGAUGGUUUAACUUUUCUUGAUCUGAUCGUUAUCCAGAUUGAGAAUCUCAACAACAAGUAUGGGUGCAAGGUUCCGUUGGUUCUCAUGAACUCGUUUAAUACACAUGAUGACACACAAAAGAUUGUGGAAAAGUACACCAACUCAAAUGUUGACAUUCACACUUUUAACCAGAGCAAAUAUCCCCGUGUUGUGGCAGAUGAGUUUGUGCCAUGGCCCAGCAAGGGAAAGACCGACAAAGAUGGCUGGUACCCUCCCGGUCAUGGUGAUGUAUUCCCAUCACUCAUGAACAGUGGAAAGCUCGAUGCUUUCUUAUCACAGGGUAAGGAAUAUGUGUUCGUUGCCAAUUCAGACAACUUGGGUGCCAUCGUUGACUUAAAAAUCCUGAAGCACUUGAUCCUGAACAAGAACGAAUAUUGUAUGGAAGUUACACCCAAGACCUUAGCUGAUGUAAAGGGAGGAACUCUCAUUUCUUAUGAAGGGAAAGUUCAGCUUCUGGAGAUCGCCCAGGUUCCAGAUGAACAUCAUAUUUCAUUAGAGAUGUUGGGAAAGUUGGUCAAUGAGUUCAAAUCAAUUGAGAAGUUCAAGAUAUUCAACACAAACAACCUAUGGGUUAACUUGAAGGCUAUCAAAAAGCUUGUGGAAGCUGAUGCACUUAAAAUGGAGAUCAUUCCAAACCCAAAGGAAGUCGAUGGAGUUAAAGUUCUUCAAUUGGAAACUGCAGCAGGUGCUGCAAUAAGGUUCUUUGACAAUGCCAUCGGUGUUAAUGUACCUCGCUCACGGUUCUUGCCAGUGAAGGCAACUUCAGACUUGCUGCUCGUCCAGUCUGAUCUCUACACCCUAGUUGAUGGCUUCGUCACCCGAAACAGUGCUAGAACUAACCCCUCGAACCCGUCAAUUGAAUUGGGACCCGAGUUCAAAAAGGUGGCUAAUUUCUUGAGCCGUUUUAAGUCCAUCCCUAGUAUAGUCGAGCUCGACAGCCUUAAGGUGUCUGGUGAUGUGUCCUUUGGCUCUUCCGUUGUUCUCAAGGGCAAGGUGACUGUGACAGCAAAAUCUGGGGUAAAGGUGGAAAUCCCCGACGGUGCUGUGGUCGAGAACAAGGACAUCAAUGGUCCCGAGGACCUGUGA